Messenger RNA from Myripristis murdjan (pinecone soldierfish), 2983 nucleotides. It is a transcript of the gene tap1, whose product is annotated as transporter 1, ATP-binding cassette, sub-family B (MDR/TAP). The coding region runs from base 276 to 2465 and encodes 729 amino acids. Gene Ontology annotation, molecular function: ATP hydrolysis activity; ABC-type oligopeptide transporter activity; ATP binding. Gene Ontology annotation, cellular component: membrane. The record is from RefSeq and is a predicted model, not a curated record. Lineage: Eukaryota; Metazoa; Chordata; Actinopteri; Holocentriformes; Holocentridae. The transcript is spliced from 13 exons. Gene Ontology annotation, biological process: transmembrane transport.
CACAACACGACAACGUGCGUACCUCUGCUUAUCAUUUCCCUAGCCUUUUUACAUUACAGUUUUCCACUUUUAAGCAUUUCGGCAGAAGAAAAUGGAUAAAUUAAAAUGCUAAAAACAAGCUGAGGGUUCGUCCUUGGUUCUCCGACGCUGCGGCAGAGCACAGGGGCUUUCCGACGGCCUCCAUAAAAGGUCCACUUUCGGUUUUGGUCUCCUAGUAGCCGGCUCCACUUGGCGGCGAAAGCAACGUGAACUAGAAAAGACGUAGCCUGUGCAUUAUGCAGAAGAUGAGCUACUUCUGCCCUUUGCUCUUUGUCUGUGUGGAUGUGUGUGUGGUGCACGCCAUCCGCCUGACCCAGCUCUCACCUCUCCUCCACCCCCAUCCCUUCAUCACCUUGUGGGGCGGAGGGCUGCUGAGGGCCUGGCUCCUCCUCAUCCUCAUCUUCAACUACCCGGGAAGCCCGCCCUGGAUGAGCAGCUUCAAGGGGCUGCAGACCCUAGCCGUGCUGUGCUUCCACUACCCAGCGUACAUCAGCCUGCUGUGGGCGCUGGGGCAGCCCGCCCUGGAGGAGCUGUGGGGGUGGCACUCCUGGCAGAGGUUGUUGCAGAGCUAUGGUGUGACGGUGGUGGCCUGGCUGUACUGGAGCCAGUACGUGUCCUCUCUGUUCAAGAGGAAGACCUCGGGGGGGUCCAAGGAGAACACCGGCGCCUCCCUGAAGAGACUGAUGGGAUACAUGCUGCCCUUCAGUAGGCGCUUCGUAGUUGUAAUUGCUUUCGUGGUUCUCUCUUCUUAUGGUGAAAUGGCUUUCCCUCAGUACACCGGUCGCAUCUCUGAGUGGAUCACAAAUGAAGAAGAGUCUGGUGCAUUCACAAACGCCAUCAUAACCAUGACGCUGCUGACCAUCGCCAGUGCUGUGCUUGAGUUUUUAUGUGACCUCACCUACAACGUCACCAUGAGCCGCGUACACACCGCGGUCCAGGGGCUGGUCUUUCAGGCUGUGAUCAAACAGGACAUUGCUUUCUUUGACUCCAUUCCUACAGGUGACAUGGUGUCGCGUGUCACCACGGACACCAACAAGACGAGCGAGUCGCUGAGCGAGGAGUUGAGUCUGCUGAUGUGGUACAUGGCCCGUCUCAGCUUUCUCUUCAUCUUCAUGGUGAAGCAGUCCUGGAAAAUCUCUCUGCUCACUUGCAUGGGGCUGCCCAUCGUCUGGGUCAUACCAAAGCUGACUGGCUACUUCCACCAGGUUAUUGCAGUAAAAGUUCAGGAUUCGCUGGCCAAAGCCAACCAAGUGGCCACAGAGACUUUCUCCUGCAUAAAGACGGUGAGGAGCUUUGCCAACGAGGAUGGCGAGACAGAGCGGUACAGACAGAAGCUGGACGACACUUACGCCCUUAAUAAAAGGGAGGCAGCAGCCUACGCAGCCUCCACCUGGGCCAACAGUAUGAGCAGUUUGGCCCUGAAGGUGUGUAUUCUGUACUACGGCGGGACGCUGGUGACCAGUGGGACAGUUAGCAGCGGAGACCUGGUGUCAUUUGUCCUGUAUGAGCUGCAGUUCGCCUCUGCUAUUGAGGCUGUUAUGCGUUAUUACCCGGAGGUGAAGAAGGCGAUCGGUGCCUCUGAGAAGAUCUUUGAAUAUAUGGAUCGAAAGCCUGAGAUACCCCCAGACGGCACUUUAGCUCCUGAAAAUCUUAUGGGACACAUUCAAUUCAAAAACGUCACAUUCACCUACACUGGCAGGAAUGAAAAGGACAAUCCUGUGCUGAAGGAUGUGUCUCUAGAGAUCAAGCCCGGCCAGAUCACCGCCCUGGUGGGGCUUAACGCGUCAGGGAAGACCACCUGCGUCAAGCUGCUGGAGAGGUUUUACCAGCCACAGAAAGGACAGAUCCUCCUGGAUGGAAAACCACUGAAUAGCUACAAGGAUGAGUACCUGCGCACCAAGAUCUCUGUGGUGAGCCAGGACUGUGUGCUGUUUGCUCGCUCCGUGAGGGAGAACAUCAAGUAUGGCUGCGAGAGCAUGUCUGACGACGAGAUGCACAGGGCUGCCAGGCUUGCUAGUGCCCACACAUUCAUCACCACUGAUCUCUCUGACGGAUAUGAGACAGAUGUUGGGCAGUCGGGUGCCCAGGUGUCUGGAGGCCAGAAGCAGCGCAUUGCCAUCGCCAGAGCUUUAAUCAGACGGCCUAAAAUCCUGGUGCUGGACAACGCCACCAGUGACUUGGACGCAGAGACUGAAUAUCAGGUGCAACAAGCUUUGCUAAAUGACACCAACCACUGCUCGGUGCUGCUGAUCUCUCACAAGGGAGUGGAGAAGGCCAACCACAUCGUCGUGCUCAAUGAAGGGAUGGUGCAUGAGGAGGGAAGUCACGAUGAGCUGCUGAGGAAGGGCGGACUUUACGCUGACCUGGUCAGAAAGCAGAAUCAGGCUUUUCAUGGCAAACAGGAUGACAAGAGAGAUGCACACUGAUUCUCCCACAACUCUGGAGGUGGUGGGCCAGAGGUCAGAGGAACAGGCUUGUGGCAGGAUGGUUGCUGGGUGGAUGCACAACCAGUGCACGACCAGUUCUGCAGGCAGCUCUUAUAUGUUGGUGUAAAUGAGAGCGAACACACUUCAGCUUACUCAAACUUUUUUUUGUUGUUUCCUUUUCUGCAAUAUUACUGUUAGGAGAAAAAGGCCACACCAAACACCCCAUAUUUCUCAAUAACUUUUUUUUAGAUUUGCUUCGCUUUGCAGAUUUCUUUAAACCACAGCUUAAUGAAAUCGGAAUCAGUUACUCGUCCAUAUACAAUGUUGUUGUUUUUUUGGUAACUGUAAUAAAUGUAUUUAUUUUUCAGAUUUGUCCGUUUGUUACUUAUUUUAUUUGCAUUUCCAGGUAUGCUCUACAUUUCCUUAGUUGUGUAAAUAUUGUUUAUCCUUAUUUCCAUUACACACACCUCCUUGUGUGCUGUGAAAGUGAUACAUCUGAGAAUUUGUGAAAAUAAACU